AUGGCUGGCAUCGAUUACGCCUGGCCAAUUCAAGUGCGUACUUCUAAGGGCCGAGGGCAAAAAUCAUAUAAAGGUUAUGUCGCAUUGUUUAUUUGCUUUGCUACGAAGGCUGUACACUUGGAGGUCGUCAGUGAUCUUACUUCUAGUGCUUUCAUCACGGCCCUCCGUCGUUUCGUGAGUCGUCAAGGAAUCUGGAGGAACUUAUACAGUGACAAUGCUACAACGUUUAGAGGAACCGAUGCCGAUUUGAAGAAGAUGUUUCAUGCAGCCUCUGUAUUCUACUCAACGAUUGCUGCUGCUCUUGCUAAUGACGGGACUAUGUGGAUGUUCAUACCACCUAACACCCCUCACUACGGCGGCUUGUGGGAAGCUGGCGUCAAGUCAACAAAACAUCUCAUGAAACGAGACAUCGGCGAGCAUACCUUAACCUUCGAGGAACUCUCUACAGUCAUGACCGAAAUUGAAGCCUGUUUAAACUCGCGACCGUUGUGUCCAUUGAAUACCGACCCAGCCGAUCUGAAUGUGUUGACUCCAGCGCAUUUCCUCAUAGGUGAUACAUUAGUUGUCAUCCCUGACGAGGAAUCUCCGAAUGUUCCCGAGAAUCGACUAAAUCGCUAUCAACUGAUGCAGCGAAUGAGAAAUCAGUUUUGGAAGCAGUGGUCUACUGAUUACCUACAACAUCUACAGGAGCGAGGAAAAUGGCGAAAUCCUAAUGAAAAUUUCAAAGUAGGACAAUUAGUGCUGAUUAAGGAUGACCGAUACCCCCCUUCCAAAUGGCCACUAGGCCGUAUAAUCGAAGUACAUCCCGGUCCUGAUAAUUUAGUGCGGGUAGUCACGGUCAAGACUGUAAGCAAUUUAUUACGCCGGCAUAUCGCUCGUAUGUCGCCCCUUUCUCUCGAACCACCGGACAAGGGAACCUUGGGAUCCAAGAUGUAA
This is a messenger RNA of Phymastichus coffea, 936 nucleotides long. RefSeq lists its product as uncharacterized. Bases 1 to 936 code for a protein of 311 amino acids. The transcript has a single exon. Gene Ontology annotation, molecular function: nucleic acid binding. NCBI's taxonomy places the organism in Eukaryota, Metazoa, Arthropoda, Insecta, Hymenoptera, Eulophidae. The record is from RefSeq and is a predicted model, not a curated record.